GCACCACAUCUUUUAGAAAUAACACCUUGGAAGGAACUGCUUGACUACAAAUGGUCCAUGUUCGGUUUUAAAUACUUUCUGCUGUGGACAUUUCUAUACAUCCUAUAUAUUAUAACCCUGACAUUGUGUUGUCUGUAUCGGCCACUUAAGCAAGAGAUGGCUAAUGAAUCAGUAAUGAAGACAACCCUGAUGCCAUUACAUGAGGCUUAUCAAAGCUGGAAAGAUUAUGUGCGAUUAUUUGGAGAAAUAGUUGUUAUACUAGGAGCUGUUCUGAUUCUUACAACUGAGAUCACCCAACUCUUAAAGAAUGGAGCAAAACAUUUUUUUGGAAACACAGUUACUGGGGGACCAUUCCAUAUCAUCAUGUUAUUGUAUGCUGGUUUUAUUUUAGCCGUGAUGGUGCUGAGACUUAUUACCACUGAGGGGGAGACCGUAUUAAUGUCACUGGCUCUUAUAUGUGCCUGGUGCAAUGUCAUCUACUUUGCCCGUGGUUUCAGAAUACUAGGACCACUCUGCAUAAUGAUUCAGAAGAUGAUACUUGGAGACCUUUUACGGUUUUGCAUCAUCCUGAUAUUGGUGCUAAUUGGCUUUGCAGCAGCUUUCCAUGUGCACUUCCAGGCUAUGAAUGUCACCCUAUUUCCAUAUUUCAGUGAUUUUCCAGUUACUCUAUUUACAUUAUUUCAACUGAUGAUGGGUCUAGAUAAUCUUCCAGUACCAUCAGAUGUAAUCAUGCCAAAGAUGAUCACUGUACUCUACAUGGUCUACAUGUUAUUUGCCUUUGUCUUGCUUUUGAACCUUCUUAUUGCAUUCAUGGCCGACACUCAUUUUCGUGUUAACAAGGAACGCAAAAUCUUGUGGCGUGCACAGAUUGCAGCUACAACCAUAAUGUUGGAAAGAAUUGUUCCUAAUUGGUUGUGGCCACGAACUGGAAUACCUGGAGAAAUAAUUGGCUUAGAAGAAGGAAAAUGGUAUCUAAGGCAUGAGGAGAAACACAAGUUUCCAACAACUCUUCCUAAACUUGAAAUUGAAGUAUUAGCCAACAUACAGACUGGUGAUGGGUCUAUAGAGAUAUGA
Messenger RNA from Bombina bombina (fire-bellied toad), 1074 nucleotides. RefSeq names its product transient receptor potential cation channel subfamily V member 5-like. NCBI's taxonomy places the organism in Eukaryota, Metazoa, Chordata, Amphibia, Anura, Bombinatoridae. Gene Ontology annotation, cellular component: membrane. The transcript has 8 exons. The record is from RefSeq and is a predicted model, not a curated record. Gene Ontology annotation, biological process: calcium ion import across plasma membrane. The annotation marks the transcript as partial. Gene Ontology annotation, molecular function: calcium channel activity.